CAGAAGUCAGGUUAAGGGUCUUCUUCAGAAAAGAGCUUUCUAUUGAAUUCUGCUAGGACAUUGGCUCAAAUCUCCAGGUUGCCAACACAUUGAUCGACUGACUUUCCUUUCGUUCUCGUUAUUUUUGCUCUUCCAGCAGUUUACUUGCCACCCAACCUACAUACACGGCGUUAGAAAUGGCUGAGCCAAGCAAAUUGUUUAUCACAUUUGUUUGACCAAAUGAUAAGAAUUCAUUCUCAAACGGCGUUCAUGAUGCUGGCACAACAAUCAGUCCAUCAUAGACACGAUCUUUGCACACAAAAGUAAAAAAAAAAGAUCUGCAUCCGUUUAUCUCUGCAUGACAAUGAACAUAUUUUCAACCAUCUGUGAUAAGUGAAGUAUUCAUCAGUGUGUUUGCCUCCUCAAAAACAUAGUCAGGUGAAAAACAGAACAAAAUGUGUACCUAUAAAAAGAGAAACUGAAAGGGAGAUAUUGCAACAAAAGAAUGGUAAUAGUGUAGCAAUAAUGAUUCCGAAUGGGCUCCACGGUCGUGGACAAUCAGCUUGGGAGCAAGGCUACAAGUACCCGAUGAUUUGAUCGGAUCGUGCAGUCUCGUGACGGGAAUAAACGGUGAAGGAAACGGAGUUGUUUGAGUCUUUAGAACUUAUCCUUUAUUUCUGUGUGAUGUUGGUUGAUGUGAGGUUCACAGGUUUAUGAAAGGGGAACUGAGUCUUGCUUGGGUAUCAUCCAUGAGCCAAAGUUACUAUGACUGAAUAUGAACGCCAAUAAUAGCUCUGAACACAACUGCCUCUAGAAGUCGAAAUCCAUGACAUGAUAUUUGUUAUACAAUUCUCGAGAACCAUCACGUUGAACUAUCACGUUGUACUCCAGACGAGUUCUUAGGCCUUGGUGACUUCUUUAAGGAAGUGUAUGGACGUCACGGUGGUUCAUCAAGACUUGACACGUCAUACAAGUGUAUGGACGGUUCGGCAUUAAUUCCACUACAAUAGAUAAGGACCGGUCGUCUUCGCAAUCCAAAUGCAUUUUCACCUCGUGUUUCCGUGAGCUUUGAUCAAUUCAAUAUGUAUUUGGAAUGGAGUAAGGUGCAGAAGAUCAAGCUGAAGUGAACCAUGUCCCGAUUUCAUCAACGCGUUCCAAUAGCCUUGGUGCUUAUUCCAUGCUUGUUCAUCUUCGUCAUCGAGGUGAACAACCGGAGUGAGAUGAAGCGUUUGGAACAAAGCCUGCAACGAUUAGAGGGACUAGUGAUUCGUUCGCAAAAUAGACUAGUCGAUGGGUUAAUGGAGACCCAUCAGAACAUGAAGGAUGUGUCCAAGAAUCGUCCCAUGAAUCAACCAGAUUCGAGGCAUUUGGAGCAAAUUAGGAGGCAGGACGUGAUCACCAGAGUGUGUGCAAGGCAUAGGAAGAAGAAGAGCCCCGAGAAAUACAUCGGCACGAGUUCUCAAUACUCGCAAAGCAUCACAAAGAAAUUCAUCAUUGAGGAGAAAUCCAAAACAGUGUUCUGUUUCAACCACAAAGUCGCCUCUUCCACGUGGAUGACCUUCUAUGCUAAGGUCGACAAUGAUCCAAGAUUUCUGGCAGAUAUGGAACGAACAGGAAUGUCGUAUAAAAUCGGUGAAAAACUUGGACCGUCCAGUGCCACUGAAGUGGUGGAAAAACUCGGCUCAGGCAACUAUUUCAGCUUUUUGGUGGUGAGACAUCCGUUUGAUCGGAUUCUCUCCGCUUAUAGAGACAGAAUUGUGUCGAAUCCGUGCUGUGCACAAGCUAUCCAGCACGUGCCAAAAAUCUUCGAAGCCCACCAAUUGCCAAUAAGCGAUGUUUUAGACGCGGAAGGCUGUGUCAAAACUCACCCAACCUUUCAACAAUUUCUUGAGUAUUUGAUAAAAUUCCCUCGGAAACAUGAUGUACAUUGGAUCUCAUUCGCAAAGAAUUGCGCACCAUGCCUUCUGGAUUACGAUGCUGUGAUAAAAUUGGAAAGUGCUCAAGAGGAUCAGGAAUAUGUGCUCCAACAAUCAGGAUUGGACCAAUUUGCUUCCUUGGAAUUGAAACAUCCAACACUAGGAGGCAAGACCGAAAACCAUAGGAAGGAGUUCUUUUCUCAAGUGCAUUGUGAUGUCGUCAAGCGGUUGCACGUGCUAUUUGAGAGCGAUUUUGAGCUCUUUGAGUACGACCCUCAACCUUUCUUCGACAUGUGCAGGCAAUAUUAAUACCAUGUUCUCAAUAAACGGUCCCAUAAGAUCUUA
Molecule: messenger RNA, 2240 nt
Organism: Tigriopus californicus
Lineage: Eukaryota; Metazoa; Arthropoda; Copepoda; Harpacticoida; Harpacticidae
Product: carbohydrate sulfotransferase 10-like
Exons: 3
Coding region: 1110-2204 (364 amino acids)
Biological process (GO): carbohydrate biosynthetic process
Cellular component (GO): membrane
Molecular function (GO): sulfotransferase activity
Source: RefSeq, a predicted model, not a curated record